Stereum hirsutum FP-91666 SS1 is the source of this 768-nucleotide messenger RNA. Its product is annotated as ARM repeat-containing protein. Bases 1 to 768 code for a protein of 255 amino acids. The record is from RefSeq and is a predicted model, not a curated record. Gene Ontology annotation, cellular component: eukaryotic translation initiation factor 4F complex. Gene Ontology annotation, molecular function: mRNA binding; translation initiation factor activity; protein binding. The transcript is spliced from 2 exons. Lineage: Eukaryota; Fungi; Basidiomycota; Agaricomycetes; Russulales; Stereaceae.
AUGGGCAACUUCGACAUAAUUUCUAACGAAAUCGUCAACUGGGCAAACAAAUCCGAGAACGAGCGGGAUGGCUGCACGCUCAUCCAGGUCCUUCGGAUCGUCUACGAGAAGGCGCUCGAUGCCUCUUCGCCCGCGAUAUACGCCAAACUCUGUCGCAAGAUGAUGGAAAAUAUCAGCGACAAGGUUCAAGACGACGGACUCAGGGGUCGAGACGGCAAGUCGAUUGCUGGUGGGCAGUUAUUCCGCAGGUACCUCCUUAAUCGUGUCCAGGAAGAUUUCGAGCGUUGCUGGGUGUUGAAGAGGGUCGGUGCUGCCGCUUCCCGUUUCCAACAAUCGGAGAAUACCGGCACCGUGCAGGACGGCGCCAUGGGAGGUGUGGAGGACCCGUGUUCGCUAAACUAUUACGCUCCGGAGACGGUGGAGAAGAGAGGUCUUGGUUUGGUCAGACUCAUGGGCGAACUCUUCAAACUGCAGAUGAUCACGGAGCGUAUCAUGCACGAGUGUAUACGACAGUUGAUCAAGGACGGUGAAGAGCUGGGGAUCGAGAGUUUUUGUGGGUUGAUGCAUAACGCUGGCCAGAUCUUGGACUCUAAGCCGAUGCGCCUAUGGAUGGAUGUAUACUUCAAUAACAUGAAGCAAUUGGCAUUGGAUCCGAAGACAGAACCGCGGGUAGUCAGUAUGGUGAAGGAUGUCAUCAAACUUCGCAAGCGUGGAUGGAAAUCUGCGCCGCCGCUACUGGUCCGGUACUAUGAUCCUUUGUUAGAUUAG